AUGGAUGGUUCUGACGAAGUCUGUGAAAUCUUUUGUGAGCCUUGUGAAAAAGCUAAACAAAAAACAAUAGCAGAAGGGUUUUGUGUUGACUGUUCUGAAUACUUAUGCGGACAGUGUUUUAAUCAUCACAAGCGUUUUAAACAAUUUGAGCACCAUGUUCUACAAGAUAAAAACAGCAUGCCUUUGGAUCCAAAACAUACUGUAUCGAAAUAUGUCUGUACAUCAAAGUGUCAAGUUCACGCGGAUGAAGUUAUAAAAUAUAUUUGUAAGACCUGUGAUAAGAUCGGAUGUAACGUUUGCAUGACGAUAGACCAUCGAUCAUGUGAUGGUGUCAGGUAUAUCCCGGACGAAGUGAAGAAAUCUGUUACAUCUGUAGAAAUACAAGAAUUUGCUAAAAUGAUAGAUGAUAUGCAUGUAGUGCAACAAGAAUUGUAUAGCAAGAUUGGUCAAAAUUUUCAAGUAUCCGAUCAAAUGAUCAAAACAGCUUGUAUGGACCUUGAGCGACAAAAAGAUCAGAUUGUCAGCUUCUUUGAAAGUCUUUAUGAUACAAUGAAAACCGAAGUUGUUAAAAACAGGACUUAG
This is a messenger RNA of Ruditapes philippinarum (Manila clam), 582 nucleotides long. RefSeq names its product E3 ubiquitin-protein ligase TRIM33-like. Gene Ontology annotation, cellular component: nucleoplasm; chromatin. The transcript has a single exon. Lineage: Eukaryota; Metazoa; Mollusca; Bivalvia; Venerida; Veneridae. Gene Ontology annotation, biological process: positive regulation of DNA-templated transcription. The record is from RefSeq and is a predicted model, not a curated record. Bases 1 to 582 code for a protein of 193 amino acids. Gene Ontology annotation, molecular function: ubiquitin-protein transferase activity; zinc ion binding.